Hibiscus syriacus is the source of this 1747-nucleotide messenger RNA. RefSeq names its product auxin-responsive protein IAA16-like. The coding region runs from base 621 to 1544 and encodes 307 amino acids. Gene Ontology annotation, cellular component: nucleus. The record is from RefSeq and is a predicted model, not a curated record. NCBI's taxonomy places the organism in Eukaryota, Viridiplantae, Streptophyta, Magnoliopsida, Malvales, Malvaceae. The transcript is spliced from 5 exons. Gene Ontology annotation, molecular function: protein binding. Gene Ontology annotation, biological process: regulation of DNA-templated transcription.
CAGCUUAAUACAGCACAGGAGAAUACAUUGCAGGACAUGUAUUUAAUCAAAUGCACAAAUGUAUGCUGUCCUUAUCAUGUAUAAAUUCUAUCUGCCUAAAAGCCUAGGAUAAGGCAUCAUAAGAGUCUAGGCUAGCAUUAGAUUCUUGACAAAAAAGAAGAAAGAACAAUGUUGUCUUGUCUAGGUCAUGAAUCAGUAUUAUGAGCAACUGUUCUGUCUGCAGUUUCCUUUUUUCUGUCCUAAACUAAGUCUGAGGAAGAAAAUAGGAGAGCAGACUUAAAAGAAGUUCAAAGAGCCACUUAGCUAUAUUUCCCCCAACAAGCUUGCCGUAUAUCACCAACUUUUAUUGCCUUAUAUCGCCCUUUCCAUGAAAAUGCAUCAAAAUUCUUAUUUAUAGGCUGGUGAAGCACUUAGCUUUUCUGGGUUGUUGUUGGUUAGCCUCUAUGUAAACUCAAGUAGGCUUAUCUAAUCCUACAAACUGUUUUCAGUACUUUGUUUUUCCUGCAGUUCUCUUAUGAUCCAUAUGAAUUUCGAGUAGUUUCUUGAUUGAAGUAGUCAUUUUCACUGCAGUUUGCAUAUACAUAGAACCAGAUAGGAUUAUCUUUCAUAUUUCCCUUGUUAUGGCAUCUGAUAAGACGGAGGAGUAUCAUCAGUUUCCGACUCUAAAUACUGUGAACAAAGAAUGGCUAGUAAAUCAUAAAGUCUCAGAGGAUACGAAGUUGGAGCUGAGGCUUGGUCCUCCUGGAGAAGCCCAUGGCUACAACAGCAAUACAAGUCAUGGAACAAAGAGAGCUUUCCAUCACACAACAGAUGAGACAAGAAUAGGAGAGAAAGCAAGUGAUAAAGUGAAUUCUACUCCAACUCCAUGGUUUGCUGGCAUGGCUGAGGACUUUAAGCAACCAAGUAGCUCUAAGAUGACACUGGGAGAGUUUCAAUUUUCUGAUAGGAAAGCAUGUUGUACUCAUUCUACUGCUGAUCCAGACGCCUCGACAAACAAUACCUCAAAUAAAAGAAUUGCAUAUUCCCCAGUUGUUGGGUGGCCUCCGGUUCGAUCAUUCCGGAAAAAUCUUGCAAGCAACAGCUUGUCGAAGCCAGCUUCUGAAUCAUCAAAUGACAAGGACACUGAAGUCAAACCAGAAAAUCCCAAAACUCAGUUGUUUGUAAAGAUCAACAUGGAAGGAAUCCCUAUUGGAAGGAAAAUAAAUCUCAGUGCCUAUAGCAGCUAUGAGGAACUCUCACUUGCUAUAGAUGAACUGUUCAGUGGUCUGCUUGCAGCUCAAAGAGAUCCAUCUGCCACCCAAAACGAAAGCAAGACCAAGGAAUUAGCCAAAGCAGAUGCAGGUUCAUUAGCUGGAAGUGGGGAAUAUACUCUAAUUUAUGAAGAUGAUGAAGGAGACAGGGUGCUUGUUGGAGAUGUCCCAUGGCACAUGUUCGUUUCUACUGCAAAGAGGUUACAUGUAUUGAAGAGUUCUGAAACUUCAACUCUACAAGUUUGUAGGAAUGAGAAAGAAAAGGCCCCAUUGGAUCCUGCAAUCCAUAUUUGAAGGUAACUUCAUGAGAGAUGGUGAAUUUUGUUAUAUCUUUCAGGUGGAGAAGUUCUGGUGGUGAGAAACUUCGAAUCUAUCAUUUGCAGUCAUUUUCAUGGAAGUUGGCAUAUGAGCUAUGAUGUUCAUAGAAUAAGUUAGUGAAUAUGAUUUGGUGGAUUCUCUGAGAUGUAUUUCAAUUUCAAUGUUGCUUCUUUUUCUUU